AUGGAGCCUCCGAAUGGGCUGUUGCAUUCUGCAGAAAUCAGUGACGUUGCCAUCCGUGCGAUCUCUGCAAACAGACGAUACAUUGCGACGUGCGCAGAAGACUUUUCUGCGCGGUUGUAUGAUGCGAGGGGUACCCUCCUUCACACAUUCCAGACAUCACAGAAGACCCGGAAUGUGGCCCUGUCAGACAAGUAUUUGGUGACAGGCGAGAAGAACGGACAAGGCGAGCUUUUUGACCUCAGCAAGCGGAAUCGUGUCUCUGUGUUCCAGUUUGGUGGCAAAGUGACCAUCACCAUGUACAACGUGGCCAUUUCUGCAGACCAUGUCCUGCUUUCGUCUUGCCGCGGGUUUGGCAUGAAGACAAACGCAGAGGACCGAAAGCUACAUGUUGCCAACUUGUACACGUUGGAUGGAGCUUUGCAACACUCCCUGGAUCAUGGGUCACUACUGGGCCGUUCUGGUAUCUGUUUAUGCAUGUCGAAAGCAGCGACUUCUGGUGAGGACAAGGUGGUCAAGGUAUGGGAUCUAAUCAGCGGCCAGCUGCUGCACACCGUUUCCAUAGACAAGGAUCGCAGUCCUGGCGUGCAGUUCCUGGGUAACCAGCUGUUGGUGUCAGGAAUCAACUAUGUUGGCGUCUAUGACUUGCAAGCGUACAAUCUUGAGCGCCAGUUGCAGGUGUGCCGCGUGGAGCAAGGGACGCUGCGUGCGACUCCGCAGACAUAUCCACGCCUUGCAGUUGGGGGCAACUAUGUUGUUUCAGCAAGCGAAGAUCGGCAUGCCAGUGUUUGGACACUGUCUGAUGGAAAGCUUCUUUGCACAAUUUCAGAUGAGAGGCGCAUUUCUGGAGACUUCUAUGCUGCCAUUUGCAACGAGCGAUUGACCCUGAUUUGUGGCAAGACCUUGAAGAUAUAUGAUCUCAGUGUUCACGCUGGCUACAAGCGGACGCUUUCGGAGAGCCUCGGGAUCUCACUCCGCUAUCUCCUCAAUGAGUUUGAGGAUGUUGCGCAGGCUGCCACUGGGAAGGAGAACCCCAACUUCCACGAACUUGCGCCUGCAAUCGCCUACGGUCCUACAGCGCUGGGAUCAAACACCGUCUGUCCCCGAGACGGUCGUCAAGGCUCUGCUCUUGUGGACGUUUUGCCAUCUGGCCCAGCCACGCAUUUUCUUUCUUGGGCCUGGUCUUACCACUUGAAGACUGUUGUUCCAGCCCUGCAGCACUGGAGCCAGGACAGCGGCAACCAAGUCAAUCCUGACAAGACGUUCAUUUGGAUAUGCUUUUUCUGCAAUAAUCAAGAGCGGAUCCUCAACGAGAAGUCCCAGGAGGGCUCAGAUGAUUUGGAAACCACAUUCCAGUCUCGCCUGCGAUCAAUCGGCCAUGUCCUUGUGCUCUUCGAUGACUGGAGCAAGCCAGCCUACCUGACACGCGUGUGGUGCAUCUUUGAGACGUUUGUUGCUGCGAAAUCGGAGCUUUCCUAUACUUUGAUCUUUCCGCCAGAGUCUUCCGAGAGCAUGCAUGGGGCCUUGCAGCACGGGAUGCAUUUGGAAGUCACCAAAGACUGGAGCAGCAUAGAUGUGGCGCGUGCUACCGCAAGUCGCCCUGUAGACGAAGAGAAGGUCAAAAGCAUCAUCUCACGGACUUCCUCUUUUGAUGAGGUCAACUCCGUUGUCAAAGAUCAUUUGGUCAACUGGUUCAAGAAGCAGUUUCAGGCAUUCUUCGAGCGCUCGGUGCGAGAACCGGGUCAACUGCCUAGCCAGUCGCCAAAGUGCGCAGCAUGUGCUUCGAAGGACGCGCAGAUAGCUCUUUUGAGGAAGACCCUCGAGGAGCGCGAUGCAGAGAUCGCACGAAUGACAGCGCUACUGCCAUGUGGCAGCGGGGCCAGGGCAGCGAAGUCCGAGCUCCUGGAUGCCAGCAAUGCUGAGGAGGCCGUGUGA
Molecule: messenger RNA, 1932 nt
Organism: Symbiodinium pilosum
Lineage: Eukaryota; Dinophyceae; Suessiales; Symbiodiniaceae
Source: the annotation of a GenBank genome assembly